AUGCAUCUCAAACUUCCUUCCAUUAUUCCAUCCCUUUUGCUGGCUACUCAAGCCCAGGCCUUCCGCGUCACUUUCUACUUGGGUUCCCAGUGCCGCGGCGCCCGGCUGGGCUCUGGAUCCUACGUUUACCCAGGGUAUUCGUACCCUGAUGCUUGCCACAACGUUCCUCCCAAUGCAAUCUCGGCGACCAUCGAGCCGGAGGAGCUGGAUGAAGAAUCGAACAACGUCGCUUUUUGGAAGACAUGCAGCCGAGAUCUCGUAGCCAGCAGCGACGACAACUGCGUCAAUUUCCAGGGAGCGACAAGGUUCUCGAUCCGUGAAGAUUGGACCGUCCCCGGAAAGCGGAGCGUCCCUUCCUCUGCUACUGCCUUGACGGAGGCCAGGGCCGGCGCCAUCGACCCCGCGCCCCCAACCCAGAAGGCGCGUGCGCGUGGUCGUGCUCGUAUUCUCGCCAAUGCCCCCUGGUCCGCCGAGCAAGCACGCCACCGGCAGCUCCUCAAAGUGCCCGAGGCCAGCGCGCUCGGCUCGCUCUCGCCGUACUUUGACCCGGACCUGCUGGCCGAGGCCGGGUUCGGCCACGGCAACGUGUCCGAGGUGUUUGGAAAGACGGUGCGCUGGCAGCAGGUCGCGCUGGGCAUCACCGUGGGCGUGCCCGUGGAUGAGUGGGACGAUGCCGUGCAUGUCAAAAGCGAGGCGUUCGUGCCGUACGGGGAUGUGGUGCAGUCGGCUGGGCUUGAGGUGCGGGAUGGGUGUGGUGGUGGUGGUGGUGGUGGUAGUGGUGGUGGUGCUAGCGAGGAGGAGGAGGAGGAGGAGGAGGGGGUGUGCCAUUCGAGCUGGGGUCUAGUGGAAAGGGCGGAGCAUGAGAAGAGAUGGGAUUAUGCUUCUUGCCGGUCGCUGUUGACGUGCGUGCGGGACACGGUCGGCGGGGAGUGGGUGCGGCUCGCGGAUGGGUGGGCUCAGGGGGUCGCGUGCGCCGAUAGGAUCAAGGCGUUUGGUACCACCCUUUAUGAUUAUGUCCACCAAUUUCCGGUGACCUGUGAGGUUGUCAAGCUGGCCGCAGGGGGCGUCAAUGCCUUUGUCGACAGCAUACUCGAGGCGGCCAACGCUGGCGACGAAAAUGUGGCCCGGACAGAUAUCACCAUGGGCAAUGGCCACAUUCUUGUCUUGUACGGACGUGUGUUUCCGAGAGACGCCCAGCCGCCAACCGAUCUCUGCCCUGCUUAG
This is a messenger RNA of Dichotomopilus funicola, 1224 nucleotides long. RefSeq lists its product as uncharacterized. The transcript has 3 exons. NCBI's taxonomy places the organism in Eukaryota, Fungi, Ascomycota, Sordariomycetes, Sordariales, Chaetomiaceae. The record is from RefSeq and is a predicted model, not a curated record. Bases 1 to 1224 code for a protein of 407 amino acids.